Molecule: messenger RNA, 581 nt
Organism: Lasiosphaeria miniovina
Lineage: Eukaryota; Fungi; Ascomycota; Sordariomycetes; Sordariales; Lasiosphaeriaceae
Exons: 1
Coding region: 128-424 (98 amino acids)
Source: RefSeq, a predicted model, not a curated record
CACGCUUCAUCGAGGGCGCGAUGAGGGUAUCUAUACUAAGCUAUGUUGAAGUAACUUGUACCUUGCUUGGUGGAAGGGUGCCUUGUGUCCCACCAAGUAUCCCCCGGCCAAGCACCCUUUGACGAAGAUGCUUGGUGCCAAGAUUCCUCAACGCGACCAAGCGUUCCUGUCUCUGUGUCUCCACCCGCACAGCACUGUCCUGAGCACUGUGCUCCCUGCGGGGUUAGGUCGGGCCGCGCUGGUCCUUCCUGCGGGGUCGUCACAAUAUCUCCUUUUCUCCUCUGCAGUUCUUCUCUUAACCAUUUUCAGAGUCGGCUGCCAAUGGGUUAGGAUAGGAGGGCCGCGUCUAACAAGAAUAGAAACGAAGCAACCCGCUCGGGAGUGUCUCAGCUUGAGGGUGAGAUUUGUCCACUUUCGUAAAUGAGGAAGACGGGAAUGGAGACCUGAUGGGGGACACGUAAACUGGGUUUUUAUGUGACUUUAGGGGGUGGGGGUGGGGGGUCCUAGUUUUGGGCCACCUGCGUCCUAAAAACUGGGACCUCGCGAAAAGUUGCCAUUCGAACCGCAGAGUACUGCCUACU